This is a messenger RNA of Notothenia coriiceps (black rockcod), 1389 nucleotides long. RefSeq names its product G protein-coupled receptor 65 (gene gpr65). Gene Ontology annotation, biological process: G protein-coupled receptor signaling pathway. The transcript has 2 exons. NCBI's taxonomy places the organism in Eukaryota, Metazoa, Chordata, Actinopteri, Perciformes, Nototheniidae. Gene Ontology annotation, molecular function: G protein-coupled receptor activity. Gene Ontology annotation, cellular component: membrane. The record is from RefSeq and is a predicted model, not a curated record. The coding region runs from base 127 to 1077 and encodes 316 amino acids.
ACCGAAUGAAUCCACUCUGCAUCUGCUUUAAUGUUUUCAUGUUGCUCUUAAUUACUUUUAUGGACAUAAUUUGGAGCGGAAACUCUUCUGAGUAAAGAGUAUGAGCACAUAAACUCCACAUCUGCAAUGGAAAACUUAACCCUGAGCUCAAAUCAAUCAGAAUGCUACCCAGUUGAUAGCACUUCAAGGAGGAGGUCGUUUAUGUUUUUCUACCUGGCUAUCAUCGUCACUGCCAUCCCAUCCAACGCCUUCUCCCUGUACGUGUCGUGGCAGCACAUCAGACAGAAGAACGGUCUCGGUGUGUAUCUAUUUAACUUGGCGCUGAGUGACCUGACCUUCACCAUCGGCCUUUCCCUGUGGUUGGACUUUCUGUGGAAAGGACUUUGGAUCCACGGAGGCUACGUUUGUAUGCUAUCUGUCUACUUCCUCUACACUAACUUUUACACCAGCGAAGCUCUCCUCUGCUGCAUCGCUGUUGACCGCUACCUAGCAGUGGUUCACCCCUUUAAGUACACUUUCUUGAGGAAAGUGAAUACUGCAGCAGCAGUUGGUGUUGCCAUUUGGUUGUUGGUGUUCUGUUUCAACGCUACAACCAUCUCUUGGGAGGACUCAUACCAUGAGUACAACAAGUUUGCAGUGUGCUUUGAUAUUUUUCUCCCGCUGUCAAGGAACCUUGUCUGGGCUAAUGUAGCACGCUUUAUCCUGGGCUUUAUUAUUCCCUUUCUCCUGGUGGUGUUUUCCACCUGGGGGAUCUGGGAGGCCGUCAAAUCCAAUCAGGCCACAAAGGAACGAGAACGUAAACGUAUUCUAAAGCUGCUGACGGUAGUUCUGCUCUGUGUUUUGUUCUGCUUUGGGCCUAUCCACGUCAUGAUGCUCCUCUGCACACAAAUGGAUGACUGCAGGGAGGUUGCAUGGCUCCUUUACCCAUACAAAAUCAGCUUAGCUCUCUCCAGCUUAAACUGCCUUGCAGACCCUCUCCUUUACUGCUUUAUUACUAGAACGGGGAAGGAAAAUGUCAAUCAAGUUGUUCUAUUCUUCCAGGUAAAGAAGAGGAGCAAUGAUGAAGAUGUGGUGUAGUUUUAAAAAAAGUAAAUAGCUAAACUAUAUGACAAAUGCGUGGUAAGCUUUAGAGUUAGAGAUUAAACUAUAUGAUCCUGAAGUUUGUAUCAGUUGCAGACACAAAUGUGAGAAAGUUGUCAACUGGUAAAGAUUGUCAGCUAUUACGCGACAAAGUUGGCAGUGUUGGCAAUGUUGAUAUGUGUCUCGUUGACGACAAAUCUCAUUACACUAAACCAAACAAUGGGUUACUCUGUCUCUAAAACAACUUCCUGGUACCGGUCUAUGGCACCCGAAUCCCAGAAGAAGUGUUGGAAGAAGUAUUCUGUUUUG